Molecule: messenger RNA, 2869 nt
Organism: Drosophila willistoni
Lineage: Eukaryota; Metazoa; Arthropoda; Insecta; Diptera; Drosophilidae
Gene: Snx17
Product: sorting nexin-17
Exons: 1
Coding region: 182-1771 (529 amino acids)
Biological process (GO): intracellular protein transport
Cellular component (GO): early endosome
Molecular function (GO): phosphatidylinositol binding
Source: RefSeq, a predicted model, not a curated record
UUGUUGUUUCGUGUGCUUGUGUGUGGUUGUUGUUGCAAACUCUUAUUGCAUUUGUUAGUUAAUUAAAAUUGAAAUCAAUCAGCCAGAGCAACAACAGCACACAAAAGCAGCAAAAGUGCAGCAACGCAAUGAGAAAGUGAAAAGAAAUGUGAACAAAGUGAACACCACACAUCGUGCAAUCAUGCAUUUCUCGAUACCGGACACACAGGAGGAUUCAACAUCGUCAUCAUUAUCAUUAAAUGGGCGGCGAAGUGGGAAUGGCAAUGGCUAUGGCGCGCCCACAUCCACCUUUACGGUGUACAAUAUCUAUCUGAAUGGUAAUUUUCAUUGCUGCCUACGGUACAAGCAGCUCCAUGCUCUUAACGAGCAGCUGCGUAGGCGUUGCCUGGACUUGGAUAUGGAUGUGGCGACCCUGCCUCCAUUUCCGCCCAAACGCCUGUUGCCGCUGACCAACAGCCAACUGGAGACGCGACGCGCUGCCCUCGAGCACUAUUUACAGAUCAUUGGUCAGGACGGGCGAAUUGCUCGUUUGCCGUAUCUACAACAAUUUUUGCAGCGCGCCCAGCUGGAAACGGCCCUGACCGAAGGUAAUGUAAGCAGCGAUCAGGAUGAACAGAAACUGGAGGUGAUGGUCUAUGCCAAUAACCGAGACGGACGACAAUUGCUGGUCAAUUGUCAUGUUCAGCAGAAUGCCAGCUCCCUGCUUGAGCGCAUAUGCCGGGCUCUCCAUCUGCCCGAUGAAUUGAGGCAAUAUUUUUGCCUCUAUUUAAUGCGACGCGAGGCAGAGACAGAUCAAAUUAUAUUGCUAAGGCGUCUGAUGGAUUUUGAGGCCCCAUUUAUUACAAGACUUCAUGCCCAACCUUGUCAAUUGCUGUUACGCACCUGCUACUGGAAUCCCCGAUGGGAUACAAAGCUGCUUGGCAAUAAGGUGGCCCUGGAUUUGCUAUAUCAACAAACUGUCGCCGAUGUCUAUCAAGAGUGGAUCAUAUGUAAUCCGGAGAUGCGCAGACAAUUGAAUCAUCUUCAGGCGCAGGGACAUCCUUUACCGUACUUGGAGCUGGCAAGUCAACUGCCCUCCUAUGGAUGCCUGCAGUUUAGAGCCUCUUCGGUUGACUACCCCGAGCCGGAGACCAGUGCUCUGAUAACAAUUGGCAACAAAGAAUUGAGUUUACGCUCAACACGCGGACAUAAGAUCUAUGAGACGAAAUUUCGUGUAACCAGAAUGCGUUGUUGGCGCGUGAGUGCCCUGCAUAAUACAUUCGAGUCGCGGGAUCAGCCGAGCCAAUUGCAAUUGGCCUUUGAGUAUCUGAUGUCCAAGCAAACGUUACGUUGGAUAACCAUAACCAGUGAGCAGGCCAUGCUAAUGUCUGUGUGUCUCCAAGCAAUGGUGGAUGAGUUACUGCAUGGCAAUGGCAGCGAUGGUGGAAACGGCGAUAGUGAUGAUGAUCUGGAAAAUGUAGCUGGGACAUCUGGUUCGUCUCUAUCCACACCCAGUUCGGUAUCAUCCACAUCCACAUCGAAUGCAACAUCAUCAGCAUAUACAAUGGCCAACACCAACACGGCAACAAUUGGUGGCGAUUCCAUUAAUCCGCCUGUUAAAUUUCUAGCACAACGUCUGGCCCCCACAUCCAGGCAACAACAUAAACUGACCACAGCUCGAACCUUUGCCGCUGUUUUCUUUCGCAACGAUUCGCGUAACGGUGGAGAAGAAGAUCCGCGAGCAGCUGUCCGUAAUGAGGCCUUUGAGGGCAUUGGGGAUGAUGAUCUUUAAGGUGGGAACUAUUUUCCAUAUGUAAGAGUCCUAGAAAAACAAAACGUGAAAAAAACCUAUCCAAAAUACCUAAGUUACGUAUGAUAAGAAACAAAAAAAAAACGGAGCUCAAAACCAAGUCAAUUUGGUGCCAAAAAGAAAUUUAAAAUUUUUUUAAAAAUUAUUCUCUAAAAUCUCAAUACUCGUUAUUUUUUGCAAAAUGAAAUUUACUAAAUUUGUGGAAAAUUUUCUAAACUAAGUGCUCAAAAUUUACCUGUCUAUAAUUUCAAUUGGAAUCAAAUCAUACAAGUUGAGAUAAUGUAUUUAAAUAGUCUGAUAUUGAAAACAUUUCCCCAUAGUUUUGAAUUUUCGCUAUGUUAAAAGUCUGAAAUCGACAAAAUGGCAGCUAACUUUACAUUAUUCAAGUCGUUGGUUGAAAUUUUAACGCAGUGCGAAACUCAGUUAUUUUAUUUUGAACAAUAUUUUGAUUUGUACGUCAUCAAAAGUAACCUUCAAAACACGAAAAUCUCGUUAUAUACCUAUUCCACUCUAAAACUGAUCUCUAGAUGAGAUCACUUUUAAGAUUUUGUGCGCCUAAGCUGUAGGUAGUAGUAUUUUUAAUAGAAACGAUUUAAAAUUAAUUUCUUGUUUUUUUGUUUCUACUAUAUAACAUUCGCUCUCUGGUGCUGCCAAAAUGUAAUGAAAAGAAAAAAAAAAAAACCAAACUAAGAAACUCUGAAUGUGCAUUUUUUGUUGAGGUCAAUCUAUUGAUGAUAAUUGAAAUGAGAAGGAAAAUGAUUAAUGAACGUAGUGUUGUGUUAUUAAGAAUGCUCAGAUAGGAUUUUAUGUUACUAAUACUAAUAUACAACAUAAAAAAAAUAAAUAAUUUAUAUGUAUAUGUGUAUAUGUAUAAUAUUAUACUUCUUUUGUAAAUGAAAUUUUUAUGAUUAUACUUUUUACUACCAUUCUCUGAAAUAUUAUUUUUAUGUACAAUGUAUGUAUAUGCGCUGUUAGUUUGUAAAUCUAUUAUUAACAGUUAAAUACAACAAAAAUUAUAUAUGUUAUGCAUUUUAUAAAAAUAAACGUAAUGCAAAUUGCGACAAAGUGGGUAAAUGUGAA